AUGCCCACGCCGUUCUCCACGCCGCAUUCGGCCCCCGUGCCCCUCCCCGCUCUUUACCUCUACCCUCUCAACGAGUCUUUUGCCCCCAAGCACAUCUCCCUCAUCAACAACCAGCGCGUCAAGAUCGGCCGCCAGACCAAUGCCAAGACCGUACCCGCAGAGCGCAACGGUUACUUUGACUCCAAGGUCCUCAGCAGGCAGCAUGCGGAAGUCUGGGAGGAAGGCGGAAAGAUAUUCAUCAAGGACGUCAAGAGCUCCAACGGUACCUUCAUCAAUGGCGAGCGACUCAGCCCAGAGGGCCUCGAGUCCGACCCGUUCGAGCUCAAGUCGGACGACAUCGUAGAAUUCGGCAUCGACAUUGUUGGAGAAGACAACAAGACGAUCAUCCAUCACAAGGUCGCCGCGCGCGUCAUGUGCGUCUUCACCGAGCAGGACGCGCAGGCUGCCGCACGCGCCGAGGCCGCACAGAACCCGCCCGCAUACGGCACCGUCACUGGCCAGGCGCCCGGCGGCGGCGCGUUCUUCAGCAACGCGCAGCAGCAAGGCGCGAACGGGAAUGCGGCUCAGCAGCGGAGGAUGUCCAUGCAGCCCGGCAUGCUCAAUAUGGGCUCGAUCUCGAAUAUGCGCCCCCCUGGGAAGAGCGGGCUUACGUUUGAUCAUAUCCUUAGUAGAUUGCAGGGCGAGCUGCAGAAGAGUCGCGAUACGGGCGCGGAGCUGCACCAGUUGUCGGGGGCUAUGAAUGAGAUUCAUGAGACCCUCGGUGGGAACCCCCCCGCAAACCUCCCUCCAUAUCCGUCGACUCUUCCACAGAUUAUGCCACCACAAACACAGCAACAACAAGAGGCAGCUUUACAACAACAGCAGCAGCAACAGCAACAGCAACAGCAAGCGUCGUCCGUUCCAGAUUCAGCGUCUACGUUGCACGAGCUACAAUCACAGCUUCGUGAGACGCAGAUCUCGCUGGCCAGUUACGUCGAGAAGAUCCGCGCACUCGAAGGCAGGCUCGCCGAGCACGAUGCGAUCAAGCGCGAGGUGAGCUCUAUGCGGGAGCUGAUGGAAGAGCGCAAACGUGAGAUGGAGUUGUUGCGACGGCAGUCUGGGAGCCCCGCUCAGCCACGUCAUGAGCACUCUCACCAUGACGAGGAGCAGGACGAGCAGUAUAUGUCCGACGAAGACGAUGCGCGGAGCGUUUCUACGGUAACUUCGCACCAUUUAGACCGUGUGGAAGAGGAGGAUGAGGAGCAACUCGCAGUGGAGGACGAGGAUGAUGCGCGGCGCAGGCGAAGAGAAGAGUUCGAUCGCCCGAGGACACCUGAGCCUACCAUGGGCAUGCCCGAGGAUGAUGAUGAGCAAGAACAGACACAUCAUCGCGAAAUUGAAGUGCGGUCACGAUCGCCUUCACCUUCACUUCCAUCUGCACCUGCGCCUGGCCCUCCUCCGGCAGUACCAGAAGACUUCUCUGAGCGAUUGGCGACAUUGUCUCAUCGACUCGAGUCCGCUCUUGCAUUCUCACGAACGCUCGAAGCUCAGCACAGCGUUGCGCAAUCGACCAUCUCAACGUUGGAGUCGAAGGUGACUGCCUUGGAAACUAUGGUCCAGGAGACGCAAGCUCAAGUGCAGUUGCAAAACGAGGCGACACAGCAGCUAGCGGAAGUCGUGAAGAAUGUAGAGCUUCCUACGCAAUCGCCGCAGAUCGCCGAGGAAGAACGUGCUCAGGAGCGAGAUUUCUUGACCAACAUGGUCAGCGAGUGGAAAAAGAGCAUGGAAGAUCAGUGGAGCAGUGCACAGGAGGAGUGGACGGAAGAGCGCGAGCGCCUCCGCCUCGCCCGCGAGGAGUGGGAGACGCGCGUGCGUUCUGUGGAGGACGGGUUCGGAAGUGCCGUCUCGAAGGUAGAGGCAGGCAUCGCUACACUAACGGCGAUGCAGCACUCGCAGCCAAACGGCAGCGCCAAGCUGAACCAUAGUGGCGGUUUGGUCACCCCGCCUAGUCCACGAAGCCUCUCGGCCGAGUCGAGUCGUCCCAGGCAGAGACGAAAACGUGCCAGUUCGUCGAGGGGCCGUUCACGUUCACGCUCACGAUCAGGGUCUCCUGGUGCCAGUUUGGAGGCACACCCCGGGCCGUCGACUUCGUUUGCGUCGGGAGGCGAGGAGGGCCUGCGAUCGUAUCCGAACUCGCAGACGCGCAGGCGCUCGCCGUGGCCUAUGGAUGAUUCGAGUGAUUCGGAGACGCCCUCUGCUCUCGAUGCAAAUGAGCAAUCGAGCAAGGAUGGAAGCAGCUCUGGAAGCAAUGCCCAGGGUAUGCCCUUCCCCAUCACACCGGAGUCGUCGGUACUCAACCAGCCAAUAAUUAAACCUGGCGAUGCACCUGCCACGGCCACAGAACCUCGUGGGAAACCACCUCAUAAGGAGUUGCCGCAGUUCAAUACAUUGUCGACAGUUGUCGGUGUACUUGUUCUCAGUGUGGCAGCUGCGGCAGUGAUAUGGCGCGUAAAACCGGAAACAUGA
Molecule: messenger RNA, 2505 nt
Organism: Laetiporus sulphureus 93-53
Lineage: Eukaryota; Fungi; Basidiomycota; Agaricomycetes; Polyporales; Laetiporaceae
Exons: 5
Coding region: 1-2505 (834 amino acids)
Cellular component (GO): cytoplasm
Molecular function (GO): protein binding
Source: RefSeq, a predicted model, not a curated record